Molecule: messenger RNA, 1311 nt
Organism: Pelobates fuscus (common spadefoot toad)
Lineage: Eukaryota; Metazoa; Chordata; Amphibia; Anura; Pelobatidae
Gene: SMIM18
Product: small integral membrane protein 18
Exons: 2
Coding region: 149-439 (96 amino acids)
Source: RefSeq, a predicted model, not a curated record
AGCACUGAGCACAGACGGCUGGCUGCAUUCUCUUCUGUCCAAUGAUAGCAGAGCUCUGUCUGAACAGUACUGUGCUCAGCAAUAGACAGCAGCAGAACACAGCCCGCAGCUGCUCGUACAAUAAGCUACUCGGGGAGCCUAUUCAAGGAUGGCAUCGAACAGCUCCUGGAAGAACGAGACAGCUUUGAUCCAGCAGCAAGUUUGGUUCCAGGUGCAGAGAAUCUACCCGUUCCAUGAUGGUUGGAAUACCGCUUGCUUUGUUAUUUUGGUGCUGUUCAUUCUGACCGUGUUAUCCCUUGUUUUGCUAGCUUUCUUGUAUGAGAUGCUAGACUGCUGUUGUUGUGCCAAGCACAAGACAGUCAAGGACCUGGAGAAUGAGCCCAACCCUGUUAGGGCUCUAAUGAGCAGCAUGAAGAAGCGCAAGACUGAAGUGGUGUGAAGUCCAUGGAAACUGGAGAAGACUUGGUCCAUCACCCAUUAAUAAGGACAAUCAGUGAGCAGGGCUCAUACUCCCUUUGCUCAUGGAUACAAAUAUUACUCAUAUUGCCACUAAAACAUAAAUUGUCCUUUGCUCACAAAAAUAUCAUCCCAAGUGAUCUUACUAUUGACCAUUCCCAGUUGUGUUGAGGGCCAACUCAUCUUAGUGAAUGAGGAUGGUUCUAAUCUGCCAAGACAAGUGUAAACACUUUUUUCUCCAAGUUGUGGAAUAUCCUAGCAUUAUGUCAUUAAAAUUGACUUUAACCCCCAGACCUAAUGAUCAAUCCCCUAAAUAAGAAACCCAAUCUGAUUUAACGGAGCCGGUUAGGAUGAUUAACAAAAAGUCAUAAAAAUAACAUACAGUUAGAGUUUUGCAAUUCAUUGAUAACCCAAUUAACGUUACUAUGUUUCUACUAGAUUAACCAAUAUCAUUUGUAUAUGAUGUAUACAGAGUUGACUUUUAAAAUCAACAAACUGACAGUUGCUUCUUAUAGGCAGUCUUCAACUAAAUUAAAGGGACAGUCUAAGCAGAAUAGGAAAUUCAUAUGGCUCUGUGCCAGAGACAUGUAGUUCUGGGUGACAGGAAGAAAGUUUUGCAGUUUUUUUUGCCUUUAGCCCUACCACAGGGAGGUAGCAUGUGGUCUAGUUUAACUUCCACUGUACCAACAUAUCCCCUCAAUGCAGAAAGCUAAGCCAGCAUACACCACAAGUGCACACAUUACAUACACUAUGGGAGGGAGGCAACAGAGGAGGACACACUGUUGGAUUUAAUUUGAGAGAGGAAAUAAAUAAUAUAUCAGGGUUUAGACAUUAACCCUGUCAAUGUCCACGGCU